GCCUCAUCAUUUUUUAUAUUUGUGGAAAAACUAGCAGUGGUCGUACGACCAUCCUUAUUGCUUUUCUUUUUCAUUGGAUAUGCAGCUCUUGUGGACUCGUUGGUGUCGAAAACUCGUACAUGGGAACAAGAUAAUGGCAUAACAUUUGCUUAUGACGGUGUUCCACUCCUUGCCAUGCUAGAUGAGUAUGUACUGCUCAGACAUGAUAGGGAAGAGGAGAAGAAGAGGAUGAGGGAUCAGAAAAAGUUCCAGGAACAGUUGAGUAAAGAACCAGAACCUGUGUUUGGUUCAACUCCAAGCCCAGCUCGACAGCCAAGUACAAAGAAGGUAGUAGGUCCACGAGCAAAUGGGAGUACGAAUGGGACUACUAACAGACGACUUUCUCUUAACGCCCAUCAAAAUGGUUCCAGAUCGAUUAACAGAGACAGGAAGAGAGACUCCACCCCUGCUGCUCCUGUGAACUAUGUUGCCAUGUCAAAAGACGACGCAGUGUCUCACAUUUCUGCCACAGAGCCUGUUCCAAGUACUCCAUAAAUAUUUGAAACCAGUAGAAUAGCUGCUCUUUUCUUUCACGUAUCUUCUCGGAAAUCUAUCGUUGUUUGUUAACUAGAGCAGUUGCUGUAAGAGGAUGUACUUGUUCGAUAAGAGUAAUUUCAUUACUAGGGACUGAAUUAGCUGUUUGUGUUAUAUUGGAGUAGCGAGAAGUUCUCGAGUUUCUA
Messenger RNA from Olea europaea var. sylvestris, 719 nucleotides. RefSeq names its product 65-kDa microtubule-associated protein 1-like. The record is from RefSeq and is a predicted model, not a curated record. Gene Ontology annotation, molecular function: microtubule binding. Lineage: Eukaryota; Viridiplantae; Streptophyta; Magnoliopsida; Lamiales; Oleaceae. The annotation marks the transcript as partial. Gene Ontology annotation, cellular component: cytoplasm; spindle. Gene Ontology annotation, biological process: cytokinesis by cell plate formation; microtubule cytoskeleton organization. The transcript is spliced from 2 exons.